This is a messenger RNA of Pseudopodoces humilis (Tibetan ground-tit), 1004 nucleotides long. The record is from RefSeq and is a predicted model, not a curated record. Lineage: Eukaryota; Metazoa; Chordata; Aves; Passeriformes; Paridae.
ACUACAUGGACGCCCAGUACUACGGGACCAUCUCGCUGGGGACCCCUCCCCAAAAUUUCCGCGUCAUUUUCGACACGGGCUCGGCCGAUCUGUGGGUGCCCUCCUCGCGCUGCUGCCUGCUCUACCUGGCCUGCUGGCUGCACCCCCAUUACCAGCCCGGGCUGUCCUGCACCCACCGGGCCAACGGCACCGCCUUCGCCAUCAGCUACGGCAGCGGCAGCCUGAGGGGCUUCCUGAGCACCGACACCCUCACGGUGUCCAACGUCUCGGUGCCCAACCAGACGUUUGCCGAGGCCGUGGCCCUGCCCGGCCUGGCCUUCGCGGCCGCGCGUUUCGAUGGCGUCCUGGGCCUGGCGUUCCCCGGCGCCGCCGCCGGCCCCGCGCGCCCGGUCUUCGACAACAUGAUGGAGCAGGGGCUGUUCCGCGACAACGUCUUCUCCUUCCACCUGCGCAGUGGGGCGUCGGAGGGCGACGGGGGGGAGCUGCUUUUGGGGGGCAUCGACGAGGGACAGUUCGAGGGACCCCUGCACUACAUCCCCGUGUCCCGAAAGAGCUACUGGCAGGUGCACAUGGACAGGCUGUCCGUGGGGUCCCCGGGGGUCGCGGGGUGCCGGGACCCCCCCCUGUGCGGGGGUGGCUGCGAGGCCAUCGUGGACACGGGGACAUCGCUGAUCACCGGGCCCAGCGCAGAGGUGGCCGCGCUGCACCGGGCGCUGGGGGGGUCCCGCACGGCGGGGGGGCAGUACCUGCUGGACUGUGACAAGGUCCCGUCCCUGCCCAACGUCACCUUCGUCCUGGGGGGGAAGGAGUUCACGCUCGACCCCCAGCACUACGUGCUCCAGGUGUCACAGUGGGGGACCCCCACGUGUGUCAGUGGUUUCAUGGCCCUCGAUGUCCCCCCGCCCGCGGGUCCCCUCUGGAUCCUCGGGGACGUUUUCCUGGCGCGUCACUACGCCGUGUUCGACCGGGACCACGCCCGCGUGGGGCUGGCCCCCAGCAAGUGA